Molecule: messenger RNA, 847 nt
Organism: Vespa mandarinia (Asian giant hornet)
Lineage: Eukaryota; Metazoa; Arthropoda; Insecta; Hymenoptera; Vespidae
Cellular component (GO): lysosomal membrane
Source: RefSeq, a predicted model, not a curated record
AGCACUGAUCAACGUUUGACAAUAAGAGUAAACUCUAAGAGAUUGGUUUAAGGGCGAUUUACUAUUGAUUGUUCGUUCAUUUUAUUUAAAAGUUGAAAUAAUAUAAUAUUCUUAAAAAAAAUAUAUUCACGAAUAGUCGUGUGUGUGCGUGUGCUCGAUGAGCGUCCACACUGUAUAAUGUGGAAAUACACUUUAAUUCCAGUUACGAUUAUUUUAGUGUGUCUGUCAAAAUGUGAGGCACAGUAUGAUGAUAAAAGAUGCAAAUGUAUUUGCCCAAGUCUUUCUUCUGUGAUAAAUACCACACAACCUUCGUUAGACCGAUUAAUUUUUAUCAUUAAUGUCCCACCAUCACAAUGUAAAUGUGAAGAUGUUGUUUUACCAAAAUUAGGAGAUCAAAUAAAGACUAAGGAAGAAAUUUUUUGUCCUAGAUGCGAUUGCAAAUAUGAAAAUAGAAAUACAACUAUUAUUAAAAUUGUCGUUAUAAUUGUUAUUUGGGUUAUAUCAUUGUUAGUAAUUUAUAUGUUAUUCUUAAUUUGCUUGGAUCCAUUAUUGAAUAAAAGAAUUCAUAAAAAUACAACUAAUAUUGGCUAUCAUGAACAUAAUAAUGAAGAGGAUGAUGCAUCAGUAGCACCUGGAUCUUCUCAUCCGAUGGGAGAAAGGGGAAAUGUUCUAAAUCGUGUAGGGCAUCAACAAGAUAAAUGGAAGAGACAAGUUCGAGAACAGCGACGUAAUAUUUAUGACCGACAUACUAUGCUUAAUUGAAAUGUACAGUUGAUUAUGACAAAAUACUGAAUAUCAUGAAUAAUGUAUUACACAUCUCCAAAUAUAAAUAUGAUAAAUAAGAAAA